Portunus trituberculatus (swimming crab) is the source of this 2572-nucleotide messenger RNA. RefSeq names its product polypeptide N-acetylgalactosaminyltransferase 1-like. The record is from RefSeq and is a predicted model, not a curated record. Lineage: Eukaryota; Metazoa; Arthropoda; Malacostraca; Decapoda; Portunidae. The transcript has 12 exons. Bases 146 to 1990 code for a protein of 614 amino acids. Gene Ontology annotation, cellular component: Golgi apparatus.
UGCCUCAGUACAGCUUUCACUCUCCUGGCGUUGGGGUGUACGUUCUCUGCGCUCGGGAACGGGUACCACUUGCUCACUCCUGUCUCUCUUUCUCUUGGACCAUGUGGACGGUGAGGUGACAAGGUGAAGGGAUCAGCUUUCAAUCAUGCUCAGGUUAUGGGCAUGCCGGCGGCGUGGGCGGUGGGCGAGCUUGGGCGUGCUGGUGCUGCUGCUGUUUGUGCUGGUUUUCCUUAUCCGGGAGCCCAGGACAAACUUCGAAGACGACUCAGAUGUUAUGAUCCCCUUGAAAUCUCGCCAUCGUAACCAGGAGGAAUAUAUAGACAAGCGAGGCAUUCACGUGGUAGUCGGUCACUACAUGGGAGACGAUAUGCCAGGCAAGACCACCCCGAACCUGACAGACGAAAUUCUCAACACAAAUGGUUACUCGCCGGAUCCGAAGGCUGGAGCGCUUGGGAGUCCGGUUGAAAUUCCUACAUGGGACUCGGCUCGCAUGCAGAAGCUGUAUCAUAUUAACCGAUUCAACCUCCUCGCCUCUGACCGCAUCCCCGUUAACCGCACGCUGCCAGAUAUCCGGAAAAAGAAAUGCGUGGAAAAGCAGUACCUCAUGAGUAAGCUUCCCUCCACCUCCGUCAUCAUCGUCUUCCACAACGAGGCGUGGUCCACUCUGCUGCGCACUGUCCACUCCGUCAUCUCCCGCUCCCCGGCAUCCAUCCUGGAGGAGAUCCUGCUGGUGGAUGACGCCUCGGAGAGAAAGUUCCUCAAGGAGCCGCUGGAGGAGUACGUGGCGAAACUCCCUGUAGCUGUGCGCGUCCUUCGCUCCCCGACGCGAACAGGAUUGAUAAGGGCGAGGCUGAUGGGCGCUCAGGAGGCAAAAGGCACAGUGCUGACCUUCCUGGAUGCUCACUGUGAGGCCACGGCAGGUUGGUUAGAGCCACUACUGUCACGCAUCGCCGAGGACAGAACCCGCGUGGUGUGUCCCAUUAUAGACAUCAUCCACGAGGACACUUUCCAAUACGUGCGGUCCUUUGAACUGCACUGGGGCGCCUUCAACUGGAACCUACACUUUCGCUGGUACACUCUUGGCCAACACGAGCUGGAGGGGAGGAAGCGAGACAUCACCGAGGCGUACAGGACUCCAGCCAUGGCGGGAGGACUCUUCAGUAUCCACAAGGACUACUUCUUCCAGCUAGGCUCCUACGACAAGAACAUGGACGUGUGGGGCGGUGAAAACCUAGAGAUGUCCUUCAGGGUGUGGAUGUGCGGAGGGUCAGUGGAGAUCGCGCCCUGCAGUCACGUGGGUCAUGUCUUCAGGAAAAGCUCCCCUUACACUUUUCCAGGACAAGGUGGCGUCGGGGGUGUCCUGUACCGUAAUCUGGCGCGUGUGGCUCUGGUGUGGCUAGAUGACUGGUCUGAGUUUUACUUCAAGAUCAAUUCAGAGGCGGCGCGGGUGAGGGAUGAUGUCACAGUGAGAGACAGACUGAUGCUGAGGGACCGCCUGCAGUGUCAUGACUUCCAGUGGUACCUUGACAACAUCUGGCCUGAGCAUUUCUUCCCGACCAAGGACGGCUUCUUCGGCAAGAUCCGUCACGAGGCGCAGGACAAGUGUCUAAUCAGACCAGGGGGACGGUUCGGGGGCAGCGUUCAGCCAACAGGAACAGCCACGCUGAAGGAGUGCGUCAUUGAGGUGUACCCGCCCCAGACCUUCGUGUUCAACAAGAAGGGCUACAUCAUGACGGACGAGAGCGUGUGUCUGGACUCCCCUGACUUCGACACGGCAACACGCCCUCAGGUCCGCGUGAUGGCGUGCAACGAGUUCGACAGACAACGGUGGACCUAUGACGAAACCUCUCGCCUCGUUAAGCACAUCAAGUCUGGCUUGUGCCUCGACCUGCCGUCCAAUAUGAAUUCUGAUACUCUCUCGCUGAAUAAGUGUGACUCGUCCUCCAAGAACCAGAGGUGGACUUUCCAACACGAGGAGUGGCUGAGAUAAUGGCAGGUGGAUGGGAGUGACUUUUGUGAUAAACUUGAAGGAAAAAAAAGUGGAAAUAUGAUGAAUUGACGUGGAGUAGAACCAAGUGAUUGUGAUUUUUGUGGAGCGGAAGUAAUAGAUCUUUCAAUUCUAGUGGAUGAGAUAAUCGCAGGUGGAUGGGACUGACGUGAUAGAGUGGGAGUAAAAAGUUGAAACAUGACAAACUGGCGUGGGAUAGAAAUGAAUGAUAGUUAAUGCCAUGACAAAAGAGAGGCAAUUAAAGUGUUUAACCUAAUGGAAAGAAAGAUGAAUUGCACAAGACUGAAACUAAGAUUGAAAGUUGCACCAAUAAAGUUACUGAUGGAUUUUAAAUUAUGUAACUGAGUGGUGAUAUUUGUUAAUGUAUAUUUGUGAUGACGUGUGCAGUGUGUCUGUGUGGUGAGUGCGUGGUGUGGACAAGUGUAAAGGUGUGUUUGGUGUGGCUGAUGUGAUAACCUAUUGUGGUGUGUUACGUCAACACCUGUAUGUACCUGUGUGUAUAGUGACAGAUAAUUGUUGAUAUGAAACAUUCCAUUAUAAUAAUAAAACUUAAUCAUAAACUUA